Molecule: messenger RNA, 1167 nt
Organism: Diabrotica virgifera virgifera (western corn rootworm)
Lineage: Eukaryota; Metazoa; Arthropoda; Insecta; Coleoptera; Chrysomelidae
Exons: 2
Coding region: 105-506 (133 amino acids)
Source: RefSeq, a predicted model, not a curated record
UAAACAACUUAUUGAGAAAUAAGAACAUAUCUAGAGGGGCUAAGAUAAGAAUAUACAAGACAGUGAUAAGACCUAUAGUCUUGUAUGCCAGUGAAACAUGGACGAUGAACAAAUCCGAGCAAGUCAUGCUUAAAGUAUGGGAAAGAAAAGUCCUAAGAAAAAUAUUUGGCGGAAAGAUAUGGAAUGGAAUGUGGAUAAGAAGACCAAAUGUGGAAUUGGAGAGGAUGUAUGGUGAACCAAACAUAGUAGGGAUCGUAAAAUCACAAAGACUGAGAUGGUUGGGACAUAUCCAAAGGAUGCCAAACACGAGACUUCCCAAAAAAAUACUAACGGGAGGAAUAGGAGGAAAGAAGAAGAAAGGUAGACCGAAAACCAGAUGGAAGAAAGAUGUUGAAAAAGACAUAGAAGAACUGAAAAUCACAAAUUGGAAAAAUAAAGCAGCAAAUAGGAGAGAUUGGAAAGGAAUAGUAAACCAAGCCAUGGGCCUUCUAGGCCUGGAGAGCUAAACUAUAUAUAUAUACAUAAUAUUAUAAUAUGUAUGUGUGUACGUACUUAUUAUACAUAAGAAAUACAUGUUCGGAUUAUCAGUGCCACCUUCGGUCCCGAGGAGCACGGAUAAUCUGGAUUCUACUGUAUUAGGUAGGCCAGAACUUGAUAUAUUACUUGAUUUCUUAUGUUGAUUACUUUUCGUUUUUGGGUUGACAAAACAUGAUUUAAACUUUCAAAAUGCCCUCCUGAAAAAUUAGGCUAGAUGGACAUAUCAAUCAUUGUCAAAACGCUACAGAUUUAUAAUCCAUCCAACUGGUAUAUUGAAUAGUAAACUAGGGAUAAACCAACUAUGUAUAUCAAAACACAAUAUUUUAAAGAUUGGAUAAUUUACAUGAUAUGACAAACACCUAGAAGAUGGAAUCCUGUGUUCUCAAAGAAAAAGCUAGUUCCAGAAAUAAGCUACCAAUAAUAAACUAGAGAAUGUAUUACAAGAAAGAACAACGCUAAUACUCAACAUAGCUCAAUUGCUUCAGAUAGAAAAAGAGGAGGAAAGGGUAGAACACAAGCGUGCCAGAGAAAAUUAAAGGGCAGACGAGACACAAAAAUUCAUUGAUUUAUUAAAUUUAAUAAUUAAAUUAUACAAAGGACAAUUAAAUAAAGAAUAAAAAAUUAUACAUG